Molecule: messenger RNA, 2978 nt
Organism: Bombina bombina (fire-bellied toad)
Lineage: Eukaryota; Metazoa; Chordata; Amphibia; Anura; Bombinatoridae
Gene: ABCB6
Product: ATP binding cassette subfamily B member 6 (Langereis blood group)
Exons: 20
Coding region: 188-2731 (847 amino acids)
Biological process (GO): heme transport; transmembrane transport
Cellular component (GO): membrane
Molecular function (GO): heme binding; ATP binding; ABC-type heme transporter activity
Source: RefSeq, a predicted model, not a curated record
UAGGCUGGCAAGAAAGGGCAGCUAGGAAAGGGACAGGCAGGUAGACAAAACGGACAGAGGCGAGCCUAAGGCAAGUGGCUGCACGGAACAAGCGGGUGAGAAAGUGUUCACAGGAGAGACAACCAGUGCAUGAAAUUACAGAGCGCCUGUCGCUUAUAUAACGGUGCGUGUCGUCUUGUAUGUGAAAAUGAUUACACUGGGAAGUUACUGUGAGCAAAAUGACAGUGUCUCCCAAGCAUGGCUGGACAAUGGCCUGGCCCCUUGCUUUUAUUUUACCUUGGUCCCCUCUGUGCUUCUCAGCCUCUCUCUCUUAUUAGGAACCUUGCAGUCUGCCUUUUAUGCCCGAUAUAGCAGGACUAUGGAACCAAAAUACAUCCCAAGAUCACAUCUCUACCAUCUCCAGAUAUUGUUGUCCGUGGUGAUGAUUGCACAAUCUUUGGGUGGCCUGAUCUGGCAGGUUGUAGGUACUCAGACCCUAUAUAGCUAUAUGAUUGUAUAUGCUUGUCUCUCAGUUGUGGCCUGGGGCUUUAGUAUUUGGCUCCUUCAUUUGGAGAGGACAAGGGCCUUGGAGCGAGAGAGGAGCAGGGGUCAUGGAAUAGUGCUGCUUUUUCUUUGGGCUUUGGCCUUUGCAGCUGAGAACUUGGCUUUUAUAUCGUGGAAGAGUCCUCUUUGGUGGUGGUCUUCAUUGAACAACACACAACAAAAAGUGCAGUUCAGCCUUUGGAUUCUGAGAUACGUCUGCACAUUCUUCCUUUUCGCGCUGGGAUUCAUCGCACCUGGCCGGCCGCACAAGCCAUAUGUUCUGCUAAUCAAUGAAGAUGAAAGAGAUGUGGAACAUGCACAGCUUUUGUUAAGAGAGUCAAAUGAAUCUACCUGGAAUGGCUUUAAAAAAAAGCUGCGUUUGCUGGUCCCCUACCUUUGGCCAAAGGGCAAUAUUCCUCUGCAGCUUGUGGUGCUUCUUUGCAUGGGAAUGAUGGGAUUGGAAAGAGUCAUUAAUGUCUUUGUUCCCAUAUACAACAAGAACAUAGUGAAUGAGCUCACAGAUGGAUCUUCCUGGCAUACUCUGGCAUUAACUGUGUGCGUGUAUGUUAUACUCAAGUUUUUGCAGGGAGGCGGAGCAGGUGCAACCGGGUUUGUCAGUAACAUGCGAACCUUUCUCUGGAUUCGGGUUCAGCAGUUUACUAACCGACAAGUACAAAUCCGUCUCUUUGCCCACCUUCAUUCCCUUUCCCUACGCUGGCACCUUGGACGUAAGACUGGGGAGGUGCUACGUAGCGUGGACAGGGGAACCAGUAGCAUUAACAGCCUGCUUAGCUACAUAGUGUUCAGUAUUCUUCCCACUAUUGCUGAUAUCAUUAUUGGAAUAGUUUAUUUCACAUCUUCCUUCAAUGCAUGGUUUGGGCUGAUCAUUUUUAUCUGCAUGAGCUUGUACCUAACUUUGACGAUCAUUAUCACUGAAUGGAGGACAAAGUAUCGACGGGACAUGAAUACCCGGGACAAUGAAGCCAAAUCUCGAGCUGUGGACUCCUUGCUCAAUUUUGAAACAGUAAAGUAUUAUAAUGCAGAGAGUUAUGAAGUGAACAGGUUUGAUGAAGCUAUUGUGAAAUAUCAGGUGUCAGAGUGGAAAGUAAAUGCUACUCUCGCCAUGCUGAAUCAGACCCAGAACUUUAUCAUUGGGCUGGGGUUGCUAGCUGGCUCCUUGCUCUGUGCAUAUUUUGUCACUGAGAACAAGUUUAAAGUGGGUGACUAUGUGCUGUUUGGGUCUUACAUUAUCCAGUUAUACACACCUCUGAACUGGUUUGGCACUUAUUACAGGAUGAUUCAGAAUUCCUUCAUUGACAUGGAGAAUAUGUUUGAACUUUUUAGUGAAGAUGAAGAGGUGAAAGAUAAAUUAAAUGCUCCAGAAAUGAGGUUCCGCUCUGGGAAAAUAGAGUUUGAGAAUGUACAUUUCAGCUAUAUGGAUGGCAAGGAGAUCCUGAGAGAUGUCUCAUUCACAGUGAUGCCAGGACAGACUGUUGCACUGGUGGGUCCAUCUGGCUCAGGAAAAAGCACCAUUAUACGCCUUCUCUUUCGAUUUUAUGAUGUCAAAGGAGGAAGCAUUAAGAUUGAUGGGCAAGACAUCUCCAGGGUCAAGCAGGCUUCCCUUCGUUCUCAUAUUGGUGUUGUACCGCAGGAUACUGUUCUUUUUAAUGACACAAUCCGGAACAACAUACGUUAUGGACGUGUCAGUGCUUCAGAUCAGGAGGUGGAGCAGGCUGCAAGUGCAGCCGAUAUACAUGAACGCAUUCUGUCCUUCCGUGAUGCAUAUGAAACCCAGGUUGGGGAACGAGGGUUGAAAUUGAGUGGAGGAGAAAAGCAGAGAGUUGCUAUUGCUCGAACCAUUCUGAAAUCUCCACAGAUUGUCCUGCUGGAUGAGGCCACCUCAGCACUGGACACUGAGACAGAACGCAACAUCCAAACUUCUCUGGCUAAAGUCUGUGCCAAUCGCACCACUGUUGUUGUUGCACAUAGGCUUUCUACUGUGAUAAAUGCUGAUCAGAUCCUGGUUCUUAAAGAUGGUCAGAUUAUAGAGCGAGGAAGACAUGAUGAGCUUUUGGAUAAAGGAGGUGCCUAUGCUGGAAUGUGGCAGAAGCAGCAAAGUGGCAAUGAUUCUGACUCAGAUUCUGAGAGGAAAGACCGAAGCUCAGAGAAAUUACAACCACCUAAACCAUCUCUCCGAAAAGGACACUAACAAAUGAUGAACAAGAAGCAUGAUACAAAGGUCUCUGCUCCAAAAACUGCUUUCAUUAGGAAUAUGCAACCAGCCUGGAUUAGGUCACCAAUCUGCUCCACAGAGGACAAAUACCAAUUGAAAGGGUUAAAUAUAUAUAAAAACAGAUGGUGCGCUAAAACAGCUAGGUAUUAGGAUAUUAAAGCCCAGUAGAUAAUUAGGGAUUAAAAAAUAUAUCUAUAUUAAUAAAUACAUACAAAUAAAUCUC